AUGGGCAUCUCAAACCAUCACCCUAAGGUACAUCUGCAUGCUAUAAAAAGUGGACUUCGUCCCGAAAAGUUUCAAGAAGCCAUCAUAGUGGCCAAACCCAAAAUCUUGGCUAAGUUUCGAAAGAAAACCAAGGGUCAAAUGGAAAUUGAAGAGUUGUACCAAGCUCAAAAAUCCGAGAAGAAUCAAAACAACAAGGAUGACGAUAAAACUCGGGACAACAAGAAACCUUUUUGGUUGACACCGCGUUACGAAUCUUAUACCCAGUUCAACACCAAAAGGGAGGAGAUCAUCAAAGAAAUACUAAAUUUAAAGCUAAUAAAACCUCCUCGAAAGGCUGGAACCUACCAAGAUAUGAAUAAUGUGGACAAGACAAAGUACUGUGCUUUUCAUCAAAAACACCGGCACAUUACUGAUGAGUGUGUUGUAGCCAAAGACUUGCUCGAGCGCUUAUCUCAGCAAAGACAUCUGGACAAAUACAUCGAUAGCCACAUCCAAAAGCGCAACACAUAUCAAUCUGACUUAUCUUCUGCAGGUCAAUCUUCUCGGGAUAAGGACAUAGCAUAUACAGCUCAGCCCAAUCAACCCCGAGGUGUGAUUAAUUGCAUAUCUGGGGGCUUCACUGGAGGUGGAGCAUCAAGCUCUGCUUGUAAAUUCACUUACCGAGCUAUGCUCGCUGUAGAAAGCACCAACAACAAUCAUCAAACUUUGCCCAUCUUCCCUGAAAUGACGUUCCAACAGUCCGAUUUCAAUUCAACCGAACUUAAUUUAGACGACCCAGUCGUCAUCUCUAUUCAACUAGGAGACCUAAUAGUUCAGAAAGUCUUGCUGGACCCAGGAAGCAGCGCCGAUGUUCUAUUUUACUCCACAUUUAAGAAAAUGAAGUUGAGUGAUAACAUAUUGGUGCGCAAAAUUAAACUCCGCACAACUUAA
Messenger RNA from Arachis ipaensis, 930 nucleotides. The record is from RefSeq and is a predicted model, not a curated record. Lineage: Eukaryota; Viridiplantae; Streptophyta; Magnoliopsida; Fabales; Fabaceae.